This is a messenger RNA of Mytilinidion resinicola, 336 nucleotides long. RefSeq lists its product as uncharacterized. NCBI's taxonomy places the organism in Eukaryota, Fungi, Ascomycota, Dothideomycetes, Mytilinidiales, Mytilinidiaceae. The transcript has a single exon. Bases 1 to 336 code for a protein of 111 amino acids. The record is from RefSeq and is a predicted model, not a curated record. Gene Ontology annotation, molecular function: nucleic acid binding.
AUGGACGAAACUGGCUUCUUAAUAGGGCUUGCAUACUCCGCUAGAGUUGUAAUCUUCCAAGAUUUCCAUAAUAACUUCAAAACUGUGGACGGCUCGAGAGAAUGGGUAACGCAGAUUAAUUCUAUCUGCGCAACUGGAAGAACUAUUCCGCCUUUUCUAGUGUUUAAGGGUAAACAAUAUACUCAGGCAAUGUGGGAGGAAGCCAUGAUAUCGCUUGGAGAAUGUACAAUUGGCCUUACAGAGAAUGGGUGGAGUAAUGCAGAGGUAGGCCUAGAAUGGCUCAAACACUUUGAAGCGCAUUUAAAACCGGUGAGUCCUCACCAAAUAUUAUGCUAG